This is a messenger RNA of Fomitiporia mediterranea MF3/22, 624 nucleotides long. RefSeq lists its product as uncharacterized. The record is from RefSeq and is a predicted model, not a curated record. The transcript has 3 exons. Lineage: Eukaryota; Fungi; Basidiomycota; Agaricomycetes; Hymenochaetales; Hymenochaetaceae. The annotation marks the transcript as partial.
AGGCAAGCAACUCAAGCUGCUACACACCUACCCAAGAACUGGGAGGAGGUGUGUGAGUGCGCUUUUUUUCGUCUUGUUCAUGUAGUAAAAGAGUUUGAUAUCCCCUCAUCAUUAAUUGUUAAUAUGGAUCAAACAGGGGUACUAUAUAUUCCUGGCUAUAAGUACACCUACAAAAAGAAAGGUUCAAAGCAGGUAAACAUCAUAACUAAGGAUGAGAAGCAAGGAUACACACUUUGUGUAUCUAGUACUGCUGAUAGCAAACUACUACUAUUCCAGCAAGUCUACAGUGGUAAAACUGACCAGAGCCUCCCAGAAAAGAACUCUACAAAUAUGGAAGAGGCUCUUGGUGCUGGAAUUCAAUUUACAGUGGCAGCAAGUGUAAACCAGCAUGAUAGUCACUUCAGCACUCAGAAAACAAUGAAAGAAUUCAUGAAGAACAUCUAUGAGCCUCACUAUAAGAGAGUCUUGGAAGCGAAUCCAUACCUGCCAAGGGACCAGCAUGCUGUCCUUUACUUGGACUGCUAUCCAGUACAUACGAGUGCCGAUUUCUUGGAUUUCUUACAAUCAGAAUACCUGUAUGUCAUCCCUUUAUUCGUCCCUGCAAACUGUAAGUGUGCAAAUACA